UCCCGCCUUAUCUGGAACGAAGAGAGAACGAAGCAAAAGAAAACCCCUCCAAUGGCCUCCUUCGUUCAUCUCCCGCUCCACUCCACCAUCCGCUUCCUCUCCUUCUCUCCUUCCAGAGCCCAAGCUCUCAAUCCCCCUUCCCGCACUCCAUCGAUCAAGGCCUCCACCUCUGCCGAGCCGGAGAAAGAGAGUAAGCUCGUUCAAACCGCCGGAGACGCUUCACCUCCGUCAUCUCAGUCCUCUCCCCCGCCGCGGUCGCCGCCGAAGAAGACCGUCUACUCUAUGAAGAAAGGGCAAAUUGUUAGGGUGGACAAGGAGAAGUAUCUCAAUAGCAUCAAUUACUUGUCUGUUGGUCAUCCGCCUUAUUACAAAGGUUUAGAUUACAUCUAUGAAGACCGUGGUGAGAUAUUGGAUUUGAAGAUCUUCGAGACUGGUGAAUAUGCACUUGUCGCUUGGGUUGGGAUCCCAACUGCGCCUGCAUGGCUGCCGACGGACAUGCUUAUUAAGUCGGACAAGCUUGACUAUGAGAGACUCUAAUAUCGGCAAGCGGUUCAAAUUAUAUCCCACUGAUCAGCUUGCACAUUUCAAUGCUUGAAAUGAAAUACAUAGUGAAUAGUUCUCAUGGAUGAAAGCAAUCAAGAAUGCCUUCUCUUCUUGUCAAGAUGCCUAAGCCUUACCCUUUUGCUUGUUUAUGCUUCAUUUGUUUUAUAUUGGUGUAGAUAUAUGUGGGAAUGUUGCAAUAUAUAUGCAAAUUUUAAAUUAUCCCAAUUUUGGGAUUGAAGCAGCCA
Dioscorea cayenensis subsp. rotundata (Guinea yam) is the source of this 788-nucleotide messenger RNA. Its product is annotated as NAD(P)H-quinone oxidoreductase subunit O, chloroplastic. Gene Ontology annotation, cellular component: plasma membrane. The transcript is spliced from 6 exons. Gene Ontology annotation, molecular function: oxidoreductase activity, acting on NAD(P)H, quinone or similar compound as acceptor. NCBI's taxonomy places the organism in Eukaryota, Viridiplantae, Streptophyta, Magnoliopsida, Dioscoreales, Dioscoreaceae. The record is from RefSeq and is a predicted model, not a curated record. Bases 52 to 537 code for a protein of 161 amino acids.